Molecule: messenger RNA, 1278 nt
Organism: Paramacrobiotus metropolitanus
Lineage: Eukaryota; Metazoa; Tardigrada; Eutardigrada; Parachela; Macrobiotidae
Exons: 2
Coding region: 324-962 (212 amino acids)
Source: RefSeq, a predicted model, not a curated record
CUCAGUGUACAGAGAAAAUGCGAACAACAGUACCGAAGUACUCUAUCUGUAGUCAGUAGAAGCUGCCUGUGAUUCGACACGGCCAGGCACGCUCGGCUUCCGGAAACAGCGACCACAUUUUCCUCAAGCUUGAUUUUAUCAUAACUGACGCCACUUCCUCGAAAAACAGCUUUAUUUGCAACAGCGUCCUGGGCCAUCGCUAUUAAACGUCAGCGGUGUCUUGGAAAAAAUUUUCUGUGUGUUGGAACUAAAAUUCCGUCGACAACUUGUCAGCAACCAAGGCGUGCCUUUAUUAAACCGUGAAUUCUUCAGCAGACUGGAUAAUGGAGGCAGAAGAUUGGAAAUGGCAACUGGAAAACUUGCUCUGGGCUUUAUAUGGGGAAAUACUACUGGGAAUCGUGUCGGCCAUCUACUUAGUGGUGCGAUCAUUAUUUUGGUGCUGCCAGCUCAAUCUCUUCGCUGGACUUUCAAAUGCGUACGAGGCGAUUGCUGUAGCAAUUUUACUCUGUACCGGCUGCUAUGGACUGUACGCAAUCUGGCGAGCCUGCCCCGGCCCAGCACGGACUACCAUGUUCCUAUGGACAAUUGUACUGAACAUCAUCGUCCUGACAAUGUUCAGCACCCUGGUGUGGUGGACUAUAUCUUGGGUGAUGUGCAUGUUUUUCCGUGGUGAGGCAAGCUCAGUGGACGCGACCAUAUGGAUGCACGUCAUAAUUCCUCUUGCCCUCGGCACACUGAAUAUGGGGAUCGCGGGCGGUGCUGCAAGGAUCACCGUGGACUGUUAUUCGGCCGCAGUGGAAGAGCAAGUAAUCCUUACCGAGACCAACCGCUUGCGCGCUGCGACUGCUGAGCUAAAACGCGUAACGGAGACGGCGCGGGAGGUGACUGAAAAGAUCCUUCAACGGCAGAUUUUACCCAGUUCCCCACCUGCUUACGACGACAUUAAGGCAGUAGAAAUGUAAUUCCGACCGUCCGAUGCGAAAAUACUGGCUGGGAAGUUGGAAACGAUUUACUCCUUUAUGAUAUAUAAAUCGUGUAAUACAAACCGCUUUCCUUUUGGGGUGUUAUUUUAUUUGUAACCUUUGAUGUGUGUUUAAACACACCCAUAAUUUCAUCUGUUGAACCUUAUCAACCGAUGUUUGGCAAGUCUCUUGCUUUUAUGUGCGUUGGAACUAUUUACGAAAGCUCAGAUUAUUGGGUUAGGUUUUUCAUCUAUUAUUAAAGCGUUCUAGUGUUAUGAUGUACCAUUUUAGAAGCUAAUGCUCCUCGCAUCCCGUA